CCUCCCCAUGUUGAUGCUUCACGGAUAAAUGAGGCUCCCGCUCGAUAGAAUCUCACACCUUGGCAUCGGCUUCCAGCAUGAACGCUCUCGUGUCUCUGUGCAUGCUGGCAGCGCUGGCAGCAACAGGCGAAUCCCUUUCCUGCACCAAGUGUAUGUCCCUGUCUGGACCGUCUUGCACGGGGGCCAGUGUAACAUGCCCCUCGGAUAAUGCUUGUGCAACCGCGUAUUCUGUUACCGUUGUAGACGGAGCGAUAAGUCCGGUGUUUACUAAAGACUGCGCACCAAGAAGCCAGUGCAACGUCACCGGGAGCAUCACCUUCCUUUACGGCAAGGUGAAGAUAGCGACUGCCUGCUGCGAGACAGACGAUUGUAACUCAACCGUGCCAGCGUUGCCAUCUGAUACCCUACAGCCAAACGGCCUAACGUGUCGGACCUGUGCUUCGGACGAGUCUCUCUCGUGUUACACGGCGGACACCAUGCAGUGUUGGGGAGCGGAGAAUAAAUGUUUACGUCUUCAAAAAAAAAUAACAGGAUACUUGUAUGUACAGGAAGCCAUCCGCGGCUGCGCCACCGAAAGCGUCUGCAGCGUUCUUGGUAACCAGCAAUCUAGCUUUGGAGGUUUAAAUAUCGACAUGAAAGUCUUCUGCAGCAACGGAAGUCUCGGUCUCAACAGCGGAUUUCACUUUUCAUCAAUUAUUUCCCUUGUUUUGAUGACUUUUUUAUUCUUGUAGUAAUUCAUACAAACUGGUUUAAUUACUCGAGUUAUUCAACUAAUAAAAAGUAACAAUGAACGUGUUAUCAACACAAAAUGAAAUGAAAA
Molecule: messenger RNA, 820 nt
Organism: Spea bombifrons (plains spadefoot toad)
Lineage: Eukaryota; Metazoa; Chordata; Amphibia; Anura; Pelobatidae
Product: phospholipase A2 inhibitor gamma subunit B-like
Exons: 5
Coding region: 78-731 (217 amino acids)
Source: RefSeq, a predicted model, not a curated record